CAUAUAUCGUAUAAGUUUACCAAGUUUUGUUUGAGGUUAUAAUAGUUGAGGUUACAAAUUAUAGUACAAUUGAUAUUUUAUUAGCGUUCUAUGAAUAUUUUUGUUUGAGCCUUUUUAAACAAUUCAUUUUUUAAAAUACUCAAUAGAUUAUCAUUUUAUCAAUAUGUCGGCUGAUUUAAGCUGGAUGAUUAUUAGAAAUAGUAAUGCAUUUUUGUCAAAGAAAGCUAACAUUAAAAAACCAUUCAGCAAGGAACCCAUGAAUUUGACUAAUUUGGCCUCAAAACGUUACAAUGGACUUGUAAAUGAUAACAGUAUUGGUGUUGAAUCAGCUCCUAAUAAUAAAGGCUUCACAGUCAUAACGAAGAAACGCAAAUUAGUGAAUAAGCCUGGAAAGUCUCUUGUUAAAGUUAGUUUUUCAAGUGGUCCAAGGAGAUCCCUUUUUAAAUUGCGAAAAUAUUUGUUGGGCAAUAAUUACAGAAAAGAUUUAAUUCAGGCUUCCCUUAGAAGGGCAAGUGCAAUUCUUGAAUCACAAAAAAGAGCAGCAUUGACCUUAAAAAAAUCUGGUAAAGGCAAAAAACCUGAUGCUUAAAUUAAAACAAUAAAUAUACUUUCUUUAAUUAAUA
This is a messenger RNA of Daktulosphaira vitifoliae (grape phylloxera), 623 nucleotides long. RefSeq names its product 60S ribosomal protein L28 (gene RpL28). Gene Ontology annotation, cellular component: cytosolic large ribosomal subunit; ribosome. NCBI's taxonomy places the organism in Eukaryota, Metazoa, Arthropoda, Insecta, Hemiptera, Phylloxeridae. Gene Ontology annotation, biological process: translation. The coding region runs from base 164 to 589 and encodes 141 amino acids. Gene Ontology annotation, molecular function: structural constituent of ribosome. The transcript is spliced from 5 exons. The record is from RefSeq and is a predicted model, not a curated record.